Molecule: messenger RNA, 423 nt
Organism: Prosopis cineraria
Lineage: Eukaryota; Viridiplantae; Streptophyta; Magnoliopsida; Fabales; Fabaceae
Product: putative disease resistance protein RGA3
Exons: 2
Coding region: 1-423 (140 amino acids)
Biological process (GO): defense response to other organism
Molecular function (GO): ADP binding
Source: RefSeq, a predicted model, not a curated record
AUGGAUUCGGAGGUUGUGGGCAAGAAAGACAUGAUAGUGACAAUUGAACGAGAAGAUUUGGUGAAUAGUUUUUAUGGCUCCGAUAAUAAUUGUUGGCUUUUACUCUCCAAGCAUGCAUUUGCAAAUGAAGAUCCAAACAGAUAUCCAGAGCUAGGAGCAAUCGGUAAGCAAAUUGCAAGAAAAUGUGGUGGCCUCCCAAUUGCUGUGAAAACUAUUGGAGGUCUUUUGCGUUCAAAAGUGGAUGAAAAGGAAUGGAGUAAAAUUCUAAAUAGCAACCAAUGGGGCAUACCAAAUGAUGAUGUUAUGCCUGCUUUGCGUCUGAGUUAUCUCUAUCUUCCAUCACAUUUGAAGAAAUGCUUUGCUUAUUGCUCAGUCUUCCCUAAAGAUAUGUUGUUGGACAAAAAGAAAUUGGUCUUGUUAUGA